UUGUGGGCUGCAUUUUCUGACACCAUUUCAACAAUACCAAAAUCUGAAACAAUCCUGAUUGGAGGCGAUCUCAAUGGCCACGUUGGAAAGAAAAAAAUGGUUUUGACAAUGUACAUGACGGUUUUGGCUAUAGAAAAUGAAAUGAAGAUGGCAACCGCAUCCUUAAGUUUGCUGAAAAUCACGGGUUUUGUUUACUGA
Molecule: messenger RNA, 198 nt
Organism: Helobdella robusta
Lineage: Eukaryota; Metazoa; Annelida; Clitellata; Rhynchobdellida; Glossiphoniidae
Exons: 1
Source: RefSeq, a predicted model, not a curated record